This is a messenger RNA of Didymodactylos carnosus, 744 nucleotides long. NCBI's taxonomy places the organism in Eukaryota, Metazoa, Rotifera, Eurotatoria, Philodinida, Philodinidae. The record is from the annotation of a GenBank genome assembly.
AUGUUCGUGUUAUUCUUGGGUAUUGUUACUGUUAGUUUAGUAUCUGCCGUUCCAACAUACAGUUGGAAAACACGAGCUGAUGCUGCGGAUGCCGCCAGUACUGGUAAUAUGAGUGUUGGUAACACUAGUGGUAUGGGCAGUAGUGAUGUAUAUAAGCAAUUAGAUGCUCGUCUGCAGGUAAUCCUUAAUAAACUCAAUCCGAAAGAUCAACAAGAAUUAGAAUCAAUUAUUCAAGAUUUAAUUGCCCAAUAUACAAUUGACUUGCUCACAAUAAUAACACAAGAGUUGGGAAUUAGUGGAGUCGAUCCCAGCUCUUUAUCAUCCAGCAGUAGACGAAGAGGUUAUGCUGGUGCUAGUGAACGUCGAAAUAUUUUUAAUAAUGAUGGUGAUUUGAAAGAAAGAUUAUCGCAGCUUCGGCAGCUUGCUGAUGAGCGUCGUCGUAAUUUCAAUAAUGAUGGUGAUUUGAAAGAAAGAUUAUCGCAGCUUCGGCAGCUUGCUGAUGAGCGUCGUCGUAAUUUCAAUAAUGAUGGUGAUUUGAAAGAAAGAUUAUCGCAGCUUCGGCAGCUUGCUGAUGAGCGUCGUCGUAAUUUCAAUAAUGAUGGUGAUUGGAAAGAAAGAUUAUCGCAGCUUGCUGAUGAGCGUCGUCGUAAUUUCAAUAGUGAUGGUGAUUGGAAAGAAAGAUUAUCGCAGCUUGCUGAGGAGCGUCGUCGUAGUUUCAACAGUCGCGUUAAAAGGUCUCAGUAA